AUGUCCGGCCUGGAAAUUCUGUUACCGAGUGGUUCUACUGAAAUUGCCGGAGUAAGAAGUCAGAUUGAAGGUAUAGAAGACUUGUGGAAACAUCCGGAUGUUGAGAAUACCAUAAGGAUGGGGCUCAAGGGAGACUACGAUGUCUUCAUUGCUAUAGUCCAGGAGAUGAUUGGAUUCAUGAAAGAGAUCAUGGAAAUAUUGGGUGUUAGUGAAAACAGUAAGCUGAAGCAACAUAUGAAGAUCAAGUUUGCUCUUAGAAAGGGCGAACUCAAAGACCACUUUGAAGACCUAGAAAGAACGAGUAGGUCGCUGAGUCGACUCUCCAAACAAGCGCUCGAACUGGAGGCAACCGCCGUCUUCGCAAGCAAGUAUCAGCGUCCCGAUCUCAACGUGGUUCGAGAGUGUGCCGAGGGCGAGGGAGGAGUCGCUAAGGAGGUUCAAGAACGGGAAUCGAAGAAGCGCAGGAAGAAGGGGGUGAGGUUCGCCGCCGAAGCCAAGGAGAUGAUUUCGUCAAUUCAAGAACCCACCUUCCACUCUACUCCAGGGCCUAUUCAAGACUUGUGCAUGUCAAUAGGAGGUCUUCAGAAAGAGCAGCGUAUUGGGUGUUUCGGGUUCUUGAUGGAUGCUGAAAAGAAACGCAAGUGCUCGAUAUACAGCGUUCCAUCAGCGAUGAUGAAACUGAAUAUUGCCCUUAUUGUAGCGCCCAGUGUGUUGCAAUUAUAUCAGACUCCGUGGCUGGACGAGACGUGGGGAAAGGAGGAUAUUCUCUUCAUGCAGCGGCCGGGAGGCGAAGUCAUAUUAGCUCCGUUCGUUUCUCGUCAAUUCUCGACAGCUCCAAGUACGCGAGAUGGUACUACGCGGUGCACAAACAUUGCAAGGAAUAGACUGGUCCGAAAUACAUGGCUUUUCGCACUCGGCGUCCUCCUCAUCGUGCUGUGCUAUGGCAGAUCGUUAGAGGAUCUUCGAAUCCCAGAGGAUGGCGGCGAUGAUAGUGGCGUUGCAAACUGGGACCUCUUCGCAGCCUUCCGCCUUAGGAAGGAUGAAGGGAUUUUCUCAGAAGCGGGCGGACGGUAUGGAGAUGCGGUCCGACGCUGUAUCCGUUGUGACUUCGAGCAAAGAGUUACCGAUCUCGAUACCAAGGAGUUUCGAGUGACGGUGUAUGACAGAGCGAUUGUUUCGCUGGAAGAAGAUUGGAGACAGUUCCGGGCGAUAGCUUGA
This is a messenger RNA of Mytilinidion resinicola, 1218 nucleotides long. RefSeq lists its product as uncharacterized. The record is from RefSeq and is a predicted model, not a curated record. NCBI's taxonomy places the organism in Eukaryota, Fungi, Ascomycota, Dothideomycetes, Mytilinidiales, Mytilinidiaceae. The transcript is spliced from 5 exons. Bases 1 to 1218 code for a protein of 405 amino acids.